Molecule: messenger RNA, 1130 nt
Organism: Helicoverpa armigera (cotton bollworm)
Lineage: Eukaryota; Metazoa; Arthropoda; Insecta; Lepidoptera; Noctuidae
Gene: ZC3H3
Product: zinc finger CCCH domain-containing protein 3
Exons: 1
Coding region: 2-901 (299 amino acids)
Cellular component (GO): nucleus
Molecular function (GO): metal ion binding
Source: RefSeq, a predicted model, not a curated record
AAUGGUUCAAUGGAAAGACGUUAAGAAUAAUCUAUGUGGCGAAAACAAUGUUAAAAAACAUACGACACAGGUGCCCAUUUUUGAAGAGCAUUCUCACACUAACCAUGAAAAAAAUACUAGUAUCAAUAGAAGGAAAAAUAAAUUUAAACUUGUUAAUUAUGAAAAUCCUGUGAAACAUGAAAAAUCUAAAAUAAACUCAGACAAUAUUAAAAGAAAUUACAAAUCGAAUCUAGUUAUUCAAACAAGAGUAAAGAAAAUAAAAGGAAAUUUAAAGAAAAAUAACAUACCCUGCCCCUCGUAUCGUAAAUUUGGAAAAUGUUUAAGAAGUCUACGUGGGAAUUGUGAUUUUCUGCAUGAUAAAAAACAUAUCUCAAUUUGUCGAAAAUUUAUCAAAGGCCUAUGUCACGACAGCAACUGCCUAUUGUCUCAUGACUUAACAACUAAGAAAAUGCCUACCUGUUACUUUUACUUACAAGGGACGUGUACUAAGGCAGAAUGCCCAUACUUACAUGUUAAGUUAAAUGAAAAGACAAAGAUAUGCCCAGAUUUUGUAAAGGGCUACUGUGAAAAAGGUAGUAAGUGUUUGCAACGACAUGUGAAUGUUUCUACAAAUACGAAAAAUAAGCUCUCUUCCCAAAUAAAAGAACCAUUUAUAAAUAAACGUAAUCCGAAAAUAAUUAAAGGCAUUAAUAAGAUAGAAAGACAACAGACCAAAGUGAUGCCGAAGAUGGAAAAAAGAAUUCUCAGUAGUGCUAAAUCGUUAGAAGAUGGAGAUGAAAAAUACUCUGAUCAUAAUAGAUACUACAAAGAACAGAAAGAGGACCAGUGUACUAAUGAAUCCUAUGAAAUAAAGCCCACCAGAUGUAAAUUAGGAACAUUACCCUCAUUCAUACAGUUGUAGUAUUUUUAUACGAUCAUGAAAAAAAAACAAAAUUAUGUUUUUCUGGGUUUCUGUAUUUUUUCCAAUGGAAAGAUUUAACUAAAGAAGAAUUUAUAAUGCUUGAGUGAUGACGAGGAAAAUGACUUAAAUAAGAUGGUAGGAGGACACUGUGAUAGUGUAAUAUUUUUGUACUGUUUUGUAAAAUUAAUCCAAUCUGUAUUGGGUUCAAUAAAAUAAAAUGUUUACCUAA